AUGGGUCACAUGCAUGGUCAAUGGUCAUGCUGCGGUCCACAUUUAGCUGCCGUUGCUGCUACUGAUGCUGCACCAUGGAAUUUCAAAAUGGACAUUAAUUACGAUGCUUACGUAUGGGAUUGUAGUCCAUCGACGAAUUAUCCAGAUCAGUUGUAUACGAAUGUUUCAUGCCUGUUAACAGGUAGUUGGUCAUUAGAUAGAAUCACCUUUCAACUAACAGCAAUUCCUGCGAAUUUACCAGCAUUGAUGGCUACGUAUACGAUGAAAAAUCAAAAACCAGAAACCGUGAUGUUUUCAGCUGAGGGAAAUUGGGCUGCGACAGUGCCAGUUAAUCGAAAUUCAAAUCCGGGCUCGUACAAUAUCAAUGAUAAAUUAGAGUUCUCAUAUGGUGGUCGCAACUACACACAUUAUUUUGGUUAUGGUACGAAUCCUCAUUGUCCAAGAUGUUAA
Molecule: messenger RNA, 450 nt
Organism: Didymodactylos carnosus
Lineage: Eukaryota; Metazoa; Rotifera; Eurotatoria; Philodinida; Philodinidae
Source: the annotation of a GenBank genome assembly